Molecule: messenger RNA, 1892 nt
Organism: Trachymyrmex septentrionalis
Lineage: Eukaryota; Metazoa; Arthropoda; Insecta; Hymenoptera; Formicidae
Product: RING finger protein 121
Exons: 8
Coding region: 116-1126 (336 amino acids)
Cellular component (GO): endoplasmic reticulum membrane; Golgi membrane
Molecular function (GO): ubiquitin protein ligase activity; metal ion binding
Source: RefSeq, a predicted model, not a curated record
CUAACGGUAUUUUAAGAUGUGCUAACUGCUAAGCUAAGAUGUUUCUGCAACGCGGCAGCCGCUUCAGUUUGUUAAUACAUAUUUCUCUGUGAGUUAAUGUGAUACAACAUUCACGAUGCACACCACGAAUUUACAUCAAAUGCCAAACAAAAGCGAAGCAGAAUUGACUCCGGAGGAAAAAUGGAGAGUGGAGCACAUAAAGAUGCACGAACAGCAUCGAGGUCACGAAUCUAUGCACGCAGAAAUGCUGCUUAUAUUGUUAGUGACGUUAACAGUAGCACAGAUUGUACUGAUUGAAUGGAAGAAGAGGCACUUUAAAUCAUACCAGCUUGUAACACUAGUAGCCAUGUGGAUUAUUCCAUUUGGAAUUAGUUUGAAGAAUCACUGGUGGAGAUUUAUAUUUUUAUGGCUUUUAUCCUCGUGUAUAACAGGUUUAGUAGUAAGAAAAGCCAUUCAGAGACCAAUCGAAGGUACCACACCCAGAUUAGUAUACAAAUGGUUUUAUUUUAUUUAUAAGCUCAGCUAUGUAUUGGGUAUAAUCGGAUAUAUUUUCAUUUUGCUUACAUUCUUUGGUCUAAAUAUCAUAUUAAAUGUUAAGCCUCAUGUUUGGAUGGAUUGGGGCAUGUUGUUCAUAUUUUAUGGUCUUUACUUUGGAGUAUUAGGAAGAGAUAUUGCUGAAAUAUGUGCUGACACAAUGGCAUCACAUAUCGGAUAUUAUACUCCCGAUAGCAUGCCAACCAGGAUUCUGGAAGUAAAUGUUUGUGCAGUAUGUGGAAAUAAACUUUUAGUUUCUGAGCAUGAAGAAGGUGUGAUCGAAAAUACAUACAAGCUUACUUGCGGUCAUGUUUUUCACGAGUUUUGCAUUAGGGGCUGGUGCAUUGUGGGGAAAAAGCAAACUUGUCCUUAUUGCAAAGAGAAAGUCGACUUAACGAAAAUGUUCCGCAAUCCUUGGCAACGGCCGCACGUUUUAUACGGUCAAUUGCUGGAUUGGUUGAGAUGGCUUGUUGCAUGGCAACCGUUAAUUUUGUUUCUAGUUCAAGGUAUCAAUUGGUCUCUGGGCCUUGAAGUAACAAAUACGAAGGAGGAUCAGCAUGAAAAAACAUUCGUAACGGAUGUAACGGAUUAACUACUACCGCACGCUAUAUUGUUAGAUAAUUUUUCUGCUAGCACCGACAGAUAAGUUCCUAUUUACACACUCGAAAUCUCUUACUAAGAAGUAGAUCUGAGAAAGGAUAUGAUCUCGUUGGACGCGUAUAGGGUUCAAGAUAAUGUAUACAUGUGUGCGUGUAUGUGUGUGGGCAUAGUAAGAGAGAGAUAGAAAGACAAUGAUAACAACUUGUCAGUGAUGUUACUAAAAGACUUUAAUUAACUUUCUCGUUAUUAUCGAUAGAAAAACAACUUUCAUCACAUCACGUAUCCAUAGGUACUUGUCAGACCAUGUCGGACCCGUCGCGAGAGUAUUAUAUAUAAUUCGUAUUUAUAUUUAUAUUUAUAUACAUAUAUAUUUGUCUAUAAACCUAAAGUCUUUCGUGGACACUUGUGGGAUGAAAUUCCAGGGCGAGGUGUACAGGGUAGCGCUAGGAAAGUGAGGAUAAGAUAACAGAGGCCAAGGGUGUAAACACAUUUAACGAUUAUCUUUCAACGAAUUCGAUGAAACAGAGAUGGUGACGUUAACACUUGAAACUUGAUCUUUGGCUUGUUGGAUAGUUCAGACGCCACGAAACGACGGGAUCGUUAGGAUGGGUCCAGGGGCAGACAUUCACAAACACGGGGAAAUUUUAUAGAUAUAUUUAUUGAGUACUUAGCGUGUAAGAGUAUAGAAUAUAUGUUACCUUAUUGUUAAAUAUCAUUACAUGGUAAAUAUAUUUCUAUAUAUGUAUAUGUAUAUGUGC